Trichoderma asperellum CBS 433.97 is the source of this 3765-nucleotide messenger RNA. Lineage: Eukaryota; Fungi; Ascomycota; Sordariomycetes; Hypocreales; Hypocreaceae. The record is from RefSeq and is a predicted model, not a curated record.
AUGACAUCUAUGAGAGAAGUUUCCGCAAAUACUUUCGGAAAUGAUGCAAAAGUAAUUCUCGGGAAUAUAACCAACAAUAUAACCAACGAUCCCUCUGCUGCGGAUAAUAUUUUUCUUCAAGAAAUCAGCAAAACGAACCCUGUGGAUGAUAAAAAACGAAUCCUUGAAUCCAAGGGCCCCCUUAUAUACGAAUCGUAUUGCUGGAUUCUCGGGCAUAAUGAUUUUAAACAAUGGCGCGACAAAAAGAACAACGGAGUUUUCUGGAUUAAAGGGGACCCUGGAAAAGGCAAAACAAUGCUUCUCUGUGGAAUUAUCAAAGAUUUUGAAAAUGAUUCCAAGCUGCAAGAGAAAUAUGCGUAUUUCUUCUGUCAGGGUACAGAUACCAGACUCAAUACGGCCACUGCUAUUAUCAAGGGCCUAAUUUACUCAGUACUUCGACAAAACCAAAACCUUCUUUCAGAUAUCCAAAAACAAAUCGAAAAGGAACCGAAAGGAUACUUGGAAGGGAAUAAUGCAUGGGUUGCACUGAGCAGGAUUUUUACAACUAUUAUCCAAGAUCCAUGCAUGGCACAUUUUACUUUUAUUAUUGAUGCUCUCGAUGAAUGCCAACACCACGAAUCUCGCAAAUCACUCCUUAAUCUCAUCAUGGAUACAAGUAACCACGUCAAAUGGUUAAUAUCUAGUCGAAACGAAAAGGAAAUAGAACGCGGUUUAAAAUCGAUUGAAAACAGGCUAAUAUUGGAGUUAAAAAGCAAUGCAGCGCAUAUCUCCAAUGCUGUUGAUACAUAUAUAGACCGCUGUGCUCAAGACAUUGAGGCACUUGAGGAUGAUAUGGAUCUUCGCAUCAAGAUAACCAACUCACUUAAAACAAAGGCGAAUGGUACCUUUUUAUGGGUAACGCUUGUUGUCCAACAACUGCAAGAUGCUGGCCGUCCUCAUAUUGAAAGAAUUCUAGAAGAAAUGCCUGAAGAUCUAGAAAACCUUUACGAUGAAAUAAUGGAGCGUUCCAAAAAGGGAUGGAAAUAUGAUGAAGAAGCCUGUCUAGUUUUUCUAGCAACAGUCACUGCCGCCGAGCGACCGCUUCACAUUGAUGAAUUAUAUAUAUUCACCAGCUCACAAUUAAUCGGUGCCAAGGUUAGGUAUCUUCCAAAAGAUAUCAAAUACUUAGCCAAGGUCUGUGGAUCAUUUAUAACUAUUACGGACAAUACUAUAUACCUCAUCCACCAGACUGUUAAAGACUAUCUGGUGCACAAGGGGGCUACAAGAAUUUUCCCCAGAGGUAUUGGGCACCAACACUACAAGAUGUUUGAGAUUUCACUCAAUAUAAUGGAUAAAACCCUUCAAAGCAAUAUUUACAACAUCAAAUCACCAGGAGAACGUGUGGAUGAUAUUACUCCACCAAAUCCAAACCCUUUAGCCUCAAAAGCGUAUUGCUGUGCAUUUUGGGUUGAGCACCUAACUCAUUGCAGCCAACCUCAGCUAUUUCAAGACGGUGGAAUACUUCAUUCAUUCCUUAGAGAAAAGUAUUUAUAUUGGCUAGAGGCAAUGAUCUUGUUAAAGUCAUUAGCCCGAGCCGUAAUUGCUAUACAGAAGCUACGAGACUUGAUUGCCAAUUAUUGCAGAAAUGAGGACAAUAACAACCGAAUUUCUAAACCGCCCCGCUCGAGAGAAAGAGAAAGAGACAGAAUUGGACAUGACCAGUGGCUAGCCAACGCUGUGAUGCCUGAAAGGAGGACAGAGACAUUGGUAAAAAGCGGAAAGAAUGAGACUCUUGAAUUGACAAGAGAUGUCCAUCGCCUUAUUUUUUCCCACAGGGCUAUAAUUGAAGCUUAUCCUCUGCAGAUUUACGCUUCAGCCCUUAUAUUCAGCCCUAGCGGAUGUAUAUUAAGAAAAUUGUUUGAGGCAACGCAAUGCCCGAAAUGGAUUGUGGCUAAACCUACGACGAGGCCAUUUUGGAGUCCCUGCAUGCAGACAAUUGAGGGCUUCCAAGGUUUCGUUAAUUCAGUGGCAAUUUCGCGGGAUAAUACAAUGUUAGCGGCAGCUGCAUUUAGUGGCAUGGUCAAGGUUUGGGAUUUAACAUCUGGAGCGUGUUUACACACGUUUAAAUCCGACUAUUUAAGAAAAAUGGUCUUCUCACCAAAUAGUACCCAAUUAGCAUUGGUUUGCUUUCAAAAUGUUGAGAUCUGGGAUCUUAUUACAGGCACCUGCCUCAAGUCAAUGGCCGGCGAUGUUAAAUCAGUGAGCUUCUCCGCAGACGGCACCCAUCUGGCUCUUAUGAGCGAAGAUAUUAUUAAGAUUCACGAUCUUGCUACAGGCGUGGAUAUACAAACACACACCAGUCACUCAAACGAAAAAUUUCUAGCCUUUGUAUUUCCCUCAGAUUGUGCACAACUGGAACCAGGAUCUGGCGACGGAACCAUUGAGCCCCAGAGCACAGGAACUGAGACUGGCCCAUCAGUGCUCAGAGAUCAAGCAUCUCACGCUACGUUGGUGGUUUCGAUUCAGGAAGGGUCAGCUAUCAAAGUUUGGGACUUGGCUACCGGCAAAUGCAUACAGAAUAUAGCUAUGAAUGUGUAUAUGGGGAGCAUAAAAGUAUCACUAUCACCUGACGGUAUGCGAUUGGCAUUAUUAUUUGGUCAGGAAAUAAUCAGCAUUUGGGAGCUUGCCACCGGUAAAUGCCUAUUGACACUUAGAGACCACAUUAAGGGCCCAAAUGUGUUCUCCGCCGACGGUUUGCGGCUGACAUCAACAAUAGAUUUUGAUAUCAAAAUUUGGGAUAUUGCCACUGGUACAUGCCUGAAGACAUUUUCAGGCCAUAGAAGCACGAUCUUCUCACUGGCCUAUUCGUCCGAUGGCUUACAGCUGGUAUCAGGUGACUCAGAUGGAACCAUCAAAGUCUGGGAUCUGGCUGCUGAUAGCUCCCCGCGGCCGCUUUUGAGAUAUCGUUUACACCAAGAUCGGAUUAAUUUAAUGGCAUUCUCGCCUAAUGGGAGGUGGGUAGCAUUAGCUUCAGCGGGUAAAACUGUCAGGAUCUGGAACACAGCCACACGUACGUUUUUAUGGACCACGAAGAUGUCGGAUCAUAUUGUCGCCGUGGUUUUCUCGCUAGACAGCAUGCAGCUGGUAACGUCAGGCAAUGAUGGUAUUAUCAACCUCUGGGAUGCGGCCACGGGUGCACAUCUCCGAACACUCACGGGCCAUACAUGCGCUGCUCUUUCGAUUGCAUUUUCUCCAAGCAAUACUCAGCUAGCGUCGGCAUCGCGCAAUGGAUCCCUGAACAUAUGGGAAUUAACAACCGGGACGUGUUUACGUACUAUUGAAAUCGAUUGUGAUGCCAUUUACAAUUCAACAACAGCGUUUUCACCGGGCGGUACACAGCUCGGUUUUGUAUCAAGCGAGGGCACUAUCAAGAUCUGGGAUCCAUUCACAGGCAUAUGCCUUCAAACAAUUCGAAAUUGCUUAGAUCCAGAGAAAAGGAAACGCAUAAUUGGUGAGCCGUUUCCCAAAGCUUACGGGGCAUAUCCGCCGGAGACACUCUUUGCUUUUUUUUCUCGGGAGAAAUAUCUAUAUUACAGCCCUAAAGUGCCAGAUCUUGGUCUUGGCGAUGAUCAAACCUGGAUACUAAAAGGACAAAAGCCAGUGCUUUGGCUCCCCCCGGAAUAUCGACCCGAACAAAUUGCGGUGUGUGAAAACUCUUUAAUUAUCAUUACUAUUUUUGAUGAGUUUCUGUAUUUCGAAUUUUGUUUUGAUGAUUUAGAUAUCUAA